Messenger RNA from Meloidogyne enterolobii, 540 nucleotides. The record is from the annotation of a GenBank genome assembly. Lineage: Eukaryota; Metazoa; Nematoda; Chromadorea; Rhabditida; Meloidogynidae.
AUGGGAGCAACACAAAGCUCGGGAACUAAACUUUCUUUAGCUGAUCGUCGUUAUAAAGUUAAUAGUCCAAGAGAUUCGUUAUUAGUUCAGCAACGUCAUAGUGGUCGCAAAUUGGGUGGAGUGGCAUUGGAGCCUCGAGAUAACCCACAAUGCAGUUCUACAACAAAAGAAUCGUUUCAAUUAGAUGACGAUUCACAACAGGCUAUAAUUUUUGAUAUGGAAACUUUGGAAGCGGGAGAUAAAAAUCGACGAAGAAAAUCUGGCUCUAAUGGAAGCACUAAUUCAAACGAUACAUUAAAUAGGCAAAACCAAAAUUUACAAAUGGCUAGAAUCGAGAAUUCAGCCUCAGUCUUAACUAUUUUAUUAACUCGUACUCAACGUGUUCUUAUUGAAAACAGCUGGAAAAGGGCUAAAAAAGGAGCCGCUGAUGGUGGUGUGGGUUCACGAGUUUUUCACACAGUUUUGACAGCACAACCAGAUAUUAAAUUGCUUUUUGGGCUGGAAAAAGUACCACAAGGUAUUACGAUACAUCCACUUUAG